AUGGCGUUCCGCUCCGCCACCACUACCUCCCGGCCACCACCACCACCACCACCACCUCCAUCCCACCAGGAUAGCUUCGCGCCCCGAAGCAAGCCAUGGCUACUACACCCGAACCGUAAAGUGCGCAAUCUUGUCUCCAUCUCUCUUCGCAACCUGUCCCUCGCCCCACCUUCACCUCUACGACGACGAGGGAAGACGAUCGACGACGAUGCUGUGCCACAAUCUCUCACCUCGCCUGCGAAACUGGUCGCCUUGCGGGAACAGCGGCCGUUAGAACACUCCCGCAGCUCCAGCGACCUACGAGGCAACAGCUUGCAAGCAGUGGCAGAGGAUGCAUUGACCUUCGACCAGGAUCGUGAUGACAACGUACUCAAUGUAUCGAAUGGAAGCCCGAAGAGCAAGACGAGACCGAAUGGUGCGCCAAGGACACCCCAGCGACCCGUCUUGUCCAAGAUGCGACGACGGAGUACUCUAGAGUGGGCGAAUGCAACACCGCAGCGCCGACAGGAACGCCUAGAAAAUGUGACUAGUGAACGCAUGGCCGAUGUCUUCUUCAGUUUGCACGUCGAUGGCAUCACAGAGUCUGUGUACGUCAGUGAGACGAUCGAGAGGACCAUGAAUCCGACCUUCCGGCAUAUUGACUGGUCGUUAUGUGGACCAGGCAUCACGAGGAUGGAUCAUCUCACCCUUCGCUUCUGGAUCAAGCGUGCGAAGACGCAGAAUUGGAAGCAAUUGCUUGAGUUUGCUAUCAGUCUCCCAAGCUUGCAGUACCUGGGAAAGAGCCUCGACCAGCUACACUAUGCCUUGCCUGAGAAUGCAGUUGUCUUCCACCUUACCGACGGCGUCUACACUUCAUUCCCGUCGUUGUCAAGCUACGUACCGCCGCCUACCGGUCCACCAGCUCGCUCAACGAGCGCAAGAACACUCCCCACAGCAUCCUUUGAUGCUCUCCUGCGCUUGUCGAAGCUGGACGACAGCAUUCAAGACGCGCUUGUGACACGGGACAAGAUCGCCGCCGAUCUCGAAGCACUUCUCAAAACCAACCAGACCGCCCUGACCGAUCGUGAUCGCGUGCCCGAAGCUCAAGACCGACUGAAAACAAUCGACUACGCCAAGAAAACAGUGGAAAAGCAGCUCGUCAAAGCGCGGAAGCAGCAGGACGAAAAGCGCGCCUCUCUCCAGAGCCGCCGAGAUCUCAUGGCCUCAGACCUCAACCAUCGCAAGAAGCAGGUGGAAGAGACCGACAACGCGCGCCCCGAGCUUCCACUCCUUCGCGACGAACACAAAGUCAAACAAACAGCCAUCCGCUCCCAACGCCGCCGAAUCUGCUUGGACCUCUCCGCCAUCUACCCCAUCACCCCACACCCCUCCCAACAUAAACACCCCCUAGCCUUCACAAUCCGCACCCUCUACCUCCCCGACGCCAACGACCUCGACACCACCACCACAUCCACGAACCCCACCACACUCUCCGCAGCCCUAGGCCACACCUCCCACCUCAUCCACCUCCUAUCCUUCUACCUCCGCCUCCCCCUCCCCUACCCCCUGCACCCCCACAGCAGCACAACCACCAUCACGGAUCCCCUCAGCCUCCUCAAAACCGCCGCCAGCACAACCAAAACCUACACCACCCCGACCUCGCUGCGCACCUACCCGCUCUUCCCGCAAGGCGUCCCGCGCUUCCGCUUCGACUACGCCGUCUUCUUGCUCGGGAAGGAUAUUCAGAUUUUGGUGGAAGAGGGGUUUGGCGGGCGGGUGGUGGAUGUGAGGCAGAUGUUGCCGAAUCUGGGGUAUUUGUUUUUCGUGGCGACGGCGGGGGAGGGGGAGGUGGUGGGGAGGAAGGCAGGGGGGGUCAAGGGGUUGCUGGGGAUGAAGGGGGUGGGGGCCGCUGGGGGUCGGGAGAGGAGGGGGAGUGGGGGGUCGGAGGGGAGUUGGUGGAGUGGUGGGGUAGAGGUCAAGGGAAAGCAUCAGCAGGCGAGUGCUGUGGAGAGUUUGAGGCGGAGUGCUAAGGGUGCGGGGGGGAAGAAGCAGGGGUAG
Messenger RNA from Recurvomyces mirabilis, 2037 nucleotides. RefSeq lists its product as uncharacterized. NCBI's taxonomy places the organism in Eukaryota, Fungi, Ascomycota, Dothideomycetes, Mycosphaerellales, Teratosphaeriaceae. The transcript has 2 exons. The record is from RefSeq and is a predicted model, not a curated record. Gene Ontology annotation, cellular component: endosome; lytic vacuole. Gene Ontology annotation, molecular function: SNARE binding. Gene Ontology annotation, biological process: SNARE complex assembly. The coding region runs from base 1 to 2037 and encodes 678 amino acids.